UCUGUGGGGUAGCCAGACUGUUCUCCAAAGGGCUGCGUAGACACAGCUGGCAAUGCAAGACUACUGUUUUAGAAACUUGAAAAGUUAUCCGUAGGACAAUAAUAGGACAAAGGAAAGGAAACAAGUUUAGAAAAUGACAAAAGACAGAUUUGAUAGAGAGACAAUGAGAAAGGCAGGGUUACAGAGAGAGCAAUGAUGAUGGUGGGAUGUGCAGAGCGAGGGAGGAGGGACAUCAGAGUCCAACAGGGACUGAGAGAGAGGAGGGGAUGAAGAGAAUGUGAGAGAAAUAAUUCAGUUACAUGACUCAGGUUUGUUCAGAAAGCUGCCAGAGCUGCAGCUAUCUGCAGAUCUCUGCAGAUGGAGGUUGAGGACGGAGCCGAGCUCUGCUUUCCACAGUUCCCAAACACCUCCUGCAGGAAGCCCUUGUUUCCUUGGCCCCAAACAGUUACCAAUAUGCUGUACUCCAUCUCUCCGAUCACUGCAACUCUCAACCUGCUCAUCAUCAUCUCAAUCUCCCACUUCAGACAGCUCCACACACCCACCAACAUCCUCCUCCUCUCUCUGGCUGUCUCAGACCUUCUAGUGGGCCUUGUGCUGAUGCCUGUAGAAAUUCUCAGCAGAACAUCCUGCUGGUUUUUUGGUGACUUUGUGUGUGCUAUGUAUACUCUUCUUUGCCUCAUCAUUUCCUCAUCCUCAAUAGGUGACAUAGUUCUCAUAUCAGUUGACCGUUAUGUGGCUAUUUGUGACCCUCUGCACUACAACACUAAAGUCACUGUGAGAAGAGUUAAAUUCUGUGUUUGUAUGUGUUGGCUCUGUUCUUUUACCUACAGCCUUCUCUAUGUAAAGGAUCUUCCGACUCAACCAGGGAGUUAUAAAUUCUGCUACGGAGCAUGUUUUAUAGCCCCUGAUAAAAGCUCACUGCUUUUUGAUCUUUUUGUUAACUUGAUUGUUCCAGUUACUGUCAUCGUAGCUCUGUAUCUGAGAAUAUUUGCCGUGGCUGUGUCUCAGGCUCGUGCCAUGCGCUCUCACAUUACAGCUGUCACACUCCAGCAUUCAGUGACUCCAAAGGCAAAGAAAUCAGAGCUGAAAGCAGCCAGGAAGCUUGGUGUUCUUGUAGUUGUUUUUCUAAUAUGUAUAUGCCCGUUAUACAUCAUAACAUGGGUAGAUCACAACUGGAUUGUAGCUUUAAUUGAACCCUUUUCAGUCAUUCUGCAUUUGUCUAACUCUUGUCUAAACCCUGUGAUCUAUGCCUUCUUGUACCCCUGGUUUAGAAAAUCAGUUAAACUCAUUGUAACUCUUCAGAUACUGCAGCCUGGCUCCUCUGAGACCAACAUGCUGUAGAGAGGCGGUGGAGGGACUGAGAUCAGUCUCGGUCUAAGGAGAAAUUAAUGAAUAUGUUCCUGCUGUUCAGUGAGUGAAUUAUCAAAUACAGAAAAUGAAGAUAUGAUUACCCAUCAAGUAAAAGACCUGUGUUUCAGCUAUUGCUUGUUGUUCACUUUUCCUUUCUGCAAAGGGUCCUGAGCACCAUAUACUGUCUUUAGGUAAUCACCGGUUUAAUGCAAGUUUUAAAUUCACUGACACUUAUGAAGGGUGUUUUCUUCCCAGGGAACCGUUUCUCCUUUUGAUGGAAACAUUUCACAUCUACAGCUUUGAACUCAUGUCUCUAUGUUUGGUCAAAGCAUCAUCUCUGUGAUUUGUGUCCAUGUUGUUGCUAACACAAAGUACAGGCCUGCUGGGCUCCUGUUUCACAGAGAAAAAAGAUGCCCCUGAACAGCCACACUUUCCCUUCAAGUAGAGAAAACCAUCAGCUGUUGUUUAUCAGAUACAACUGUCCGCACAAAAGAUCAUGUUCUCUUUCAGCUCAGGGAGAAAUGUUGUUUUUUCACUUUAGUGCCAUUCAUGUUUGAUCCCUGUAUCACAUUUGUUACUAUGACACAAAUAUUUAAAGCACUAUUAAUUUAAAUGUCAGGUACAUUUAACUUAUU
This is a messenger RNA of Perca flavescens (yellow perch), 1985 nucleotides long. Its product is annotated as trace amine-associated receptor 7e-like. The record is from RefSeq and is a predicted model, not a curated record. Gene Ontology annotation, molecular function: trace-amine receptor activity. Gene Ontology annotation, cellular component: membrane. Bases 358 to 1341 code for a protein of 327 amino acids. The transcript is spliced from 2 exons. NCBI's taxonomy places the organism in Eukaryota, Metazoa, Chordata, Actinopteri, Perciformes, Percidae. Gene Ontology annotation, biological process: G protein-coupled receptor signaling pathway.